CAGCCAUCAUAGUGUUCACUAUUGUGUGCGGCUGAGGGAAGAAGAGAAAAAGGAGGGAGCAGAGGGGGGAAAGAAAACCUGUCUCUUUGUGUGGCAAGGACUCAGCAGGAAAGUGAUUUUGUAAUUAUUUGAGUUUGCCACCAAAAGCAAGGCUCUUCCCCCUGAUCUGCGACAGCGUCUCGUCCACUCUAUGCGCCACCGCUGCCUUACACAAGAGCCACAUAUGAGUGUGCUUCUCAGGCCGGCAAACAGCGACACCCGGGCUUCUCCUGAUGAUGAGAGCCGACGUCAGACUGGUUUCCAUGAAUAUUGAUGUGGAGGAUAGUCUGUUUCAUAGAAGAACAGAAGGAGGCAAGAUGGCUGCCCUUUAGGAUUUGUUAAAGAGGAGAUCCAGACGGUUUGUUGGAAUUUCUACAAAGUGGAGGGACGCAAAAAGGAGGACGGACAGAGGGCAGCCCUGUGUAUGGACUCUGAGCAGCCCAGAUGGAAACAGAACAGGCCAGACAUGAGCCGGAAGAAAGUCUGAUAUUAGCACAAUUUGGCACAUCUCACAACAUCUCUCACAAACUUCAGAAUGGAGGCCAGUCUUCAGAGGGAGAUUCUCUGCAGAUCACUGGGGAUACGAACUGGAACCAUUACAAGACCAACACGGGUGCCAACACCAUGAAGAGGCACCGGGACAACUGCAACAACUCCACUUCGGAACAAGGGCUGUUCGAUCAAGAAUCCUACAUGAUGAAUGGAGAAGUGAUGAACGGAGAGUUAAAGCAUGCACUCACUGAGCAGUACCACCAGUCUAAGAAAAUGAAAGUAGAUUCUGAGAUUAAAGGAAAUAAUGACAUGAGCUCCAGUUUGGUGGCCAACUUUCCUGAGUUGACCAAGGCAACAGAAUUUGAAUGCGGUUCCCCACAGACAGAAAUUAAGUUAGAUAAGAGGAAUUGUAACUUUCCUAAUGGAGAUAUUUUCUGCCUACCAAGGAAUAAACAAGUUCCAAAUGGUGCUGUAUCCCCAAACUCAACCAUAGAAAGCACUCCGGGUGAUCUGUUAGAGAAAACUUUGUCUCAGUAUUAUCCUGAGCAAGUGUCAAUUGCACCACAAACAUCUGUGUCACAACUAGGUGCUGUUAAUGAUUCACUGGUCAAUAAGUUGUCCAGUGAUGGUGCUCAAACAACCUCUUUAACCUCAGGACUACCCAGUUCAGCACAGAUGCCUGACUCACAGCAACAGCAGCCUGGAGCAUCUGGAAAUGCUGAAGGAGGCAACAAUUAUAACUCUGUCAACUAUGUUGUGAAUGGAUAUUCCAACGAUUUUGGAGCAGACCACCAGCAGCAACAACAACAGCAGCAGCAGCCAGCAUCUUAUUCUGGUCAGGAGCUGGCUCUAGGACAGCUGCCAGGCACGAUCCCAUCAACAAAUAAUGGCAAUGGCUCGCAACAACAUCCAAAUGGUGCACACUGUUAUCCAGAUGACAUAAAUCCUCAAGGUAUAUAUGCGAAAGCCCACCAUGAGUUUAACCACAGCUCUUUUCUGGAGUGCAGUAACCCCCUACAGGCAGCAGAGGCAGGUGAAUAUGGAUCGUUUCCCAGCUCUGGGAUACAGAAGAUGGGGCAAAGUGAGAAACCUGGAUCUGGUCAACAUCCACACCAUGGCACUGACAGGGACCUCCAGUAUGGGAUCCAACCCCAGAACUUUCAAGAAAAGGCUGGGGACCCACAUAGAGCUGACAGUACAGGAGUCAUGGGGCCCAAUCUCCAACAGCGACAUCAUGCUGGGUUACAAAAUGGGAGGGAGAACAUGUCUCAGCAGAGAGCCAACUUAACACGUUCGACUCCCAACCAGACAGGCUGGAUAGAUAUGAAUUCUUCACAUUCCCAGCAUCGACCAGCAAGCGGCCCAUCGUCUCAGGCGCAAGAGCAGGACAUGUGGAGGGGCUUCCCUGCUAAGCCUCAGUCAGAACAGCAGACAGCCAACCCCCAGGUUCACAGCCAGAUGUUGCAGCCAAACCCAGCGCAACGAUUCCAGACACAGGGAGUUUUCACAGAUAGCAGCCAGGGGUCUAACAGCUUCCAGAAGACUCAGCAGGACUGUCUACCACCCAAAACGCACUGUGCUCCAGCCCAGCACAAUACUGCCCCUGAGUGGCAGCAAUCAAAUUCGAAAGCACCUCAAAUGCAGCAGUCUCUACCCCAGAAAAUGCCUGAGCAGCUUAACUUCCCUCAAAAUCAGCAGGCAGACAGCCGCUACCACUCCCAGAUGCAGUCAGAGCACUUAUGUGAAGACACUGACCUCCAGGAUAUACUUUCCCCUGGAUUUUUGCCAGCCCAGCAACAGCAGCAGCAACAACAGCAAUGUCAUCUUCAACGUCCACUGUCCCACCCACCACAAUUUGAAGGGCAGCCAAUUAAGUCUCCCAGUUACAGACCCCACAGUCAGCCUCAGCCAGGUCAGCAGCAGCUUCUACCCAACCAGCCUCUGAGAAACAAUUCUGCUCAAACCCACAACCAACACAUCCAGCACAGCGACCAUGCAACAUUUACUUACAAUAACACGUCAGAGAUGCAACAACCACAACAACAUCAAAGGCAAUAUCCACUGAACUCAGGCAGUAGUAACCUCAAGCAAUUUCAGCCACAACAACCUGACAACCACUGCCACCAGCCCAACCACGUGGACUUUCCCCAGACCUCUACACAGUCACAACCUCAUUUACCACAAGGUGCGUUAAAACAACAGGUGACAACACAGAUGUAUCCCAAAGCUGAACAGCAGCUGACAACAUCUUGCACUCAGUUCCAAAGGGGACCACGACUACCUCUGGGACCAGUAGGUCCCCACGUAGACUUUCAGAGGCAUGCAGCCCUGCGAAUGCACUUGUUACAAAGGCAGGAACGCCAGGGCCCUCCUCAUCCCCCUCAGAGCUCUGGUGACCCCAAGCUUCUGAUGAGAGCUGUGAAAAUGGAAAACGGACCCAGAUUUGAGCUGCCUGGUUCACAGCAGCAGGAGCAGCAGUUACAGAUGCGAGAGGCAGGCAUCGGCGGAGUGCAAGUCAAGCAAGAAAGCAAACAGUCCCUGUGCGAGCAAAGCAAGAAGCAGGGGAGUAUCCUGGCCUCUAUGGAACAAAGUCUGAGGAUGUACCAGAUUUCACCUGUGUUUGAGAAGAAAUCCCUUGUCAUCAAUUCAUCAAAUAGGGUCAAGGUGGAAUCCUCUGGGCCUGUCACAAUCCUGUCAACCAACGCUGAUAUAGGUGGAGUAGAAUCAUCAGCAGGUGCCUCGUCCACUGUAGCAUUAAAAAAAACACCUGAUUCCACCCCUAAGAAGGAACAACUCUUACAAAGUUUUAUGGAAUCUCCUAUGAAGCUAUUGGACACCCCUAUAAAAAAUCUUUUGGAUACUCCCAUGAAAACGCAAUAUGACAUCGCAUCCUGCCACUGCUUUGAACAAAUCUGUGAAAAGGAUGAAGGCCCAUACUACACUCAUCUGGGGUCAGCGCCUAGUGUAGCUGGUAUACGGGAGAUGAUGGAGAAAAGGUCUGGCCUGACUGGUAGAGCCAUCAGAAUUGAGAAAGUAAUAUACACCGGCAAGGAAGGAAAAAGUACACAAGGUUGCCCCAUAGCUAAAUGGGUGAUUCGUCGAGGCAGCAAAGACGAAAAGCUGCUGGUGUUGGUGCGGGAACGUACCGGUCAUAGAUGUGACACGGCUUGCAUCAUUGUUGUAAUCUUGGUCUGGGAAGGCAUCCUGCCCAGUCUGGCUGACCGCCUCUACCUCGAGCUUAGUGAAACUCUAACAAAACAUGGAGCCCACACCCAGAGACGCUGUGCUCUCAAUGAGGAGAGGACCUGUGCAUGCCAGGGAUUAGAUCCUGAAGCGUCUGGAGCAUCUUUCUCCUUUGGAUGCUCAUGGAGCAUGUACUACAACGGCUGCAAAUUUGCUCGGAGUAAAAUCCCAAGAAAAUUCAAGCUACUUGGAGAUGAUGUGAAAGAGGAAGAGAAAAUUGAGCACAACUUUCAAAAUCUGGCAACCUUACUGGCUCCUUUGUAUAAAACGAUGGCACCUGAAGCUUAUGAAAACCAGGUGGAACAUGAACACAGGGCACCAGAUUGCCGUCUCGGGCUCAAGGAGGGCCGACCCUUCUCUGGUGUCACUGCUUGUAUGGACUUCUGCGCCCACGCUCACAGAGACCUUCACAACAUGCAAGGUGGCAGCACUGUGGUGUGUACAUUGACAAGGGAGGAUAACCGAGAGAUUGGAAAGAUACCAGAGGAUGAACAGCUCCACGUCUUGCCUCUUUACAAGGCUUCCAGCACUGAUGAGUUCGGCAGUGUGGAAGGUCAGCAGGAGAAAAUAAAGUCAGGGGCCAUCCAAGUACUCAGUGCCUUCCGCCGCCAGGUGCGCAUGCUUGCAGAACCCGCCAAGUCUUGCCGGCAAAAGAAGCUGGAUGCUAAGAAGGCAGCUGCCAACAAGAAUGCUAUGCUGGACAGUUCUAAUGAUAAGGCAGAGAAGGCCCUCCUGGCCAAGUCAAAAGCUAGCACUUACGAGAAUACUCUUCAGAGCACUCCUAUGGCAGGACCUAUUCCAGGUGCUGUGGGAGCAACCCUACAGUUGGGUCAGCCACCACAUCCCCUUGGGGCCCAUCCUCAGCAACUACAGCAACAACAGCACCAGGGAAUUCUUCCUCCUUAUCCUGGCUCAACAAAUGCUGCCUUCGCCAGGUUGCCCAACCAUCCUGGGUCUUUUCCAAGCACUUCCAAGCCAGGCAGCAUGUAUCCCCUUCAGCCACCAACACCAGCCAGCCCCUACCCUUCCCCACUUCAUGUACCAAACUCUUACAUGAAUGGAUCAAAUCGUCCAUAUCCAGGUUAUCAGUGUAAUGGAGGAAUGCCCCUUGACAAUUACCAUCCAUACUAUGCUUCAAACCCAAAGCACCUGGACAUAUAUCGACAACAGCGGCCAACACUUUACCCAGAGCAGCGGUAUGGUGUACAUCAACGAUAUGAGGUCAAUUAUACACCAAGGUAUGGUGAACCUGGUUUACAGGUCAAUGGUUACAAUGGCAGCAGUAUGAGACCAGUUCACCCCAUGAGACCCUAUGGCCCUUAUGGUCCUGACAGGGUCUCAGACAACCAGUUUAUGGACCCCCUCUCAAGAGCACCUUCAGCCCAUGGAGGCCUAGAUUAUACAGCUGUUGUGAGCAAAGGCAAUCAGUUUGGAGAAUAUCCAAAUCCAUACCUGUCUCAGAGCCCUCAAAUCAUACCCCCAGGCCAAGAUCCUUUCCAUAUGCAAAUCAAGACAGAGAUGGGUAUGCCUGGCCCACAGAUGCUUUCUGGUCAGCUGAGUGGUGGGUGUUUAAAUCCUGAAACACAGUCUCGGUUAGGUCUGCCUAAUGGAAGUCUCAUGGGCUCCAGUGUUAAACAGGAGCCUGGAACACCACAGACACCUACCACCCCACAAAAGCCCGAGAUGUGGUCAGACAAUGAGCACAAUUUCUUGGACCCUGACAUCGGUGGUGUGGCAGUGGCACCUAGCCAUGGCUCUGUCCUUAUUGAGUGUGCAAAACGGGAGCUCCAUGCCACAACGCCCCUCAAAUACCCGGAUCGUCAACACCCAACACGCAUCUCCUUAGUGUUCUACCAGCACAAAAAUCUGAAUGAGGCCAAACAUGGUUUGGCACAGUGGGAAGCUAAGAUGGCAGAAAAGGCUCGAGAGAAGGAGGAAGAAGCAGAGAGGAAUGGUGGUGAGGGGACACCUAGCAAGGGCAGCAAGAAAGGGGUGAAGCGUGAGCAUCCUGAGUCAUCAGAAACCACAGGGGAGCCUCCAUACAAGCGUUUUAUCAAGGCACUAAUGGAGGGGUCCUUGUCAUGCACAACGAACACAUAUGUCAGUACAUCUCCGUAUGCCUUCACCAAGGUCACAGGGCCUUACAGUCAGUUUGUGUAGAAAAAACUCAUUAAGAAGAUCUCAACGGUGCUUAAUCUCUGACAAAAAGACCACAGGCACCAGUGCCCUCUCAUCAGCCUCAUGUUGAGCAGUGAAAGGAAUCUGUUUUCAGAUGAGAUAUAAAUCACCUUUCACAUCAGGUUUUUCACCUCUUUAACAAUCAAGCUUUACUAGUUGACCCUACUAAGGAUGUAUUUAUUAGCAAGAUACACAAAAUCUCUGGUGCUUUCAGUCUGAUACAUAAGGAUCUAUUUUAGCUGGAAACAAAGUUUCAGUUUUGGUGGCUUUAUUUUUCUUACAAAUUUUGGAUACGUAAUCUUGGCUUCAAACACUGAUUUUGUAAGUGACAACAUUCACGGUGCUAAAGUGUGUGCUUAUUACCAUAGAUUUUUAUUCAAAUGCCUUCACACUAUAACCACAACACACUCUACGAGUGACACUCGAUUACUUACGACACCGGGACACUGAAAAUAUCAUCCACCGGUCUAAUCAUCAGUGUUACAGUGGUUUUUGGCAAGUCAGUGUUUCAUAAAGCACUUUUUUGAUGAGAGUUAAAUGUUUGGGGGAAAAAAAGUUUUGUUAAUUUUAAAUCAUGAAAUCUCUUUAUACUGUAUUGCUGCAUUGACAGUAAUUCAUUUCUAAGCAUCACUAUAGUUACAUUCAUGAAUUUAUAACGGGAUUGUUUGAGCAGUCCAUGAAACUGUUUUAAGUUCAUGCAAAACAAUUUUUUAAGAACUAGCGUUAUGUUGGUGCUUUUUUCACUUACCUAUGUCACUUAUACUGUAAAUUGAGCCAUUCUUAUGGUGCAUUUUUAACAUUUUGAGAAAAAAAAAAUCUAUGUUUGUUUUAUUUUAGUUUUUUCCAGGUUUACUUUGUUGUCACCAACUGUUUUUAAUGUUCCUCACUGCAGGUUCAUUGAACAACCCUGGAUUGUGAAUAUUACAUGUAGUUUUAUGUCUGUGGUGCUUAGUAAAUGUGCUUUUUAUACACUGAGGAACAUGAAACAGGGUAAGCUCAGUGUCAUUUUCUGAGGGCAGCUGGCUUGCUGUGGGGUCUAACUAUUGUAAUCUAACUGUAAGAUAAACAUGUGAGAUUUGUACAGUAAAUUAAUUUCCCUUUUUGGAAUUACUGUUAUAGAUUUUGUGUUGUAAAGAAUGCUAACAGCCUAUUUCAUUGUAUUUCUUUGGGUUUCAACUGAUUUUAUUUCAUAAGGUGCUAUUCAGCCUACUAGAAACAUACAAUGUGAGACUCUUUGGGCAGUGAAAAGGCUUUUAAAUAAUGUACAGUACAAACCAGUCAUAUACCUCAAAAUUAGUUUGGCAAUAGGAUUAUAACAUAUUUUUCUUUCUUCAUUUGUAUAUUACUUUCAAAAUGUUAAUAACAGUUAAACUUCAGGCCACCAAAAGGCAUAAAAGUUCAUCGCUUACUUUCUUAUCAAUCUGCUAGAAAGUAUUACUUGAACUUGAAUCUUUGAUAUUACUGUAAAAUCAGGGACAUUUUCAACUAAUUGUGUGUACAUCUUUAAUGCCUGUAUUCAUCUUGUCUUUUUCACAUUCAGGGACUUGCCAUUGCAUCCUGAAUCCCAAUACGAUUCUUGUCAACCAUUACUUCACACAGACGAAAAUUAUUUUAUGAGUAAAAAGAUACUUAGUUUUUCUUUUAAACUUUUAUUUUAGCUAGUAGGACGGUGGUAAUCUUUUAAAAGUAAUCUGAACAUAUAUGCACUGAGUUAACUAAAGGGAAUGAUAUUGGCUACGUGAAAAGCAAUCUGUUUGCUUUUGCUAUGAGGCAAGACCAGGGCAGUGAUUAUUGUAGUUGCACAUCUUGUGCCUGUGUAUAGUUAAAUUUAUUUAUAACCACUAAGCAAUUGUAUAAUGAUUUCUCCCCUCUUGAUUUGAAUUAAUGCGAUAUAUAUAAUUGAAUGACAUUAUGUUAUAGCAACAACUCACCCCUCUCUUCUACAUAUUCAUUCUCUUAAAGCACUUCAUUUCUUCUUCAGGUAAAAAAAAAAAAAUGUAAUAAAGAAUUACAAAACGUUUUAUUUAAACAGAAUGUAAAUGUGUUAAAAAUAAAUUAUGUCACAUUGUACAUACCAAGAAUUUGUAUUGCAGGAGUGUAACUCAUUCUUUGAUGUUGAUGUAGGUUCUUUUUGUUCUGUCAAAUCGACCCACAGCUCCUCAUAUAUCAUAUCUUUAAAAAUCAUUUUGGCUUUUUCGGGUUAACAGAAUGAUGAUGAUGAUUAGAUUAUCUAGGAAGCUUUUUGUAAAUAUUACACUCACUGUCACAGCAACGUUUACAGUUAUAGUAUCAUGAUAGCUCAGUCAUUAGAAGUUCUAGUUUUUUUUUAACUGUUUUGUAAAAUAACUCUACAAACAAAAACGUUGAAUUUCGUUGUAUAGGACCCAGCUACAGUAGCAGGUUGUCGUUGAGAAAGCCAAGGUGUCGUAAGAUAUAGCGGGUUAAAAGCAUAGCCAUACUUGAAGAUGCUUCAGAGUGUUUCUGAGUGAGUCAACAUUACUUGAAUGACUUUGUGGGCUUAACUAGGGCACUACACGUGCUCGACUCAAAGGUUAAGCUAGCAGUUACAUACACACUUGGUCUUUUUGCAGUUAGACACUAAAGGUUUUUUAAAAAAUGUGCAACUUUUUGCCUGUCAAUUUACUUUUUAAGGCUUCCCUAGUUCUCCUGAAGUUUGGUAUGCUACAAAAAAUUGAAUUAAGGAUGGGUAUUAAUACUGUAAGUAUUGUAAUGUACUGAAUGCAGUUUAUUUGAAAGCUGUUUAUUAUAUCAUUCCUGAUAUUGCUGAUAUGUGGGUGUUUUUUUUUUUUAAUAAAAUUUAUAUUUAUUUAAAGCAA
Messenger RNA from Amphiprion ocellaris (clown anemonefish), 8789 nucleotides. RefSeq names its product tet methylcytosine dioxygenase 2 (gene tet2). Gene Ontology annotation, cellular component: nucleus. The coding region runs from base 484 to 5934 and encodes 1816 amino acids. NCBI's taxonomy places the organism in Eukaryota, Metazoa, Chordata, Actinopteri, Pomacentridae. Gene Ontology annotation, biological process: myeloid cell differentiation; positive regulation of transcription by RNA polymerase II; oxidative demethylation. The transcript is spliced from 10 exons. Gene Ontology annotation, molecular function: DNA 5-methylcytosine dioxygenase activity. The record is from RefSeq and is a predicted model, not a curated record.